Molecule: messenger RNA, 15337 nt
Organism: Fopius arisanus
Lineage: Eukaryota; Metazoa; Arthropoda; Insecta; Hymenoptera; Braconidae
Gene: kis
Product: kismet
Exons: 8
Coding region: 1153-14652 (4499 amino acids)
Biological process (GO): chromatin remodeling; regulation of gene expression
Cellular component (GO): nucleus; chromatin
Molecular function (GO): histone binding; ATP binding; ATP-dependent chromatin remodeler activity
Source: RefSeq, a predicted model, not a curated record
CCAUUAAUUAGCAUUAUAAAAGACUUCUGAGGAUGUUCCAUUGAAAGGGCUAAAUAGGAUAACGAAUAAUUAAUUUGGCUGUUGCAAAAGUAAAUAAAUUGUUAAAUGAAUCACUUGAAAUUUUUUUGGGGGCAGUGGCACCCCUGAAUGUUGGACAAAUGGCGACGACAAGGUGCAACACUGGCACACAACAGCGGUCACUCCAUUUCCGUUAUCUUUAGACGCACAAGAAGGGCAGACGGGCCGGAAUAAUAAGCCAUUAUUUAAUAAACCUAAAACAAUACUAAUUAAAACCCACAAGAAUUCAACGAAAAUGACCAGCAGCAUUAACCCAGAAGCAACAUUUAUUUACACCUAAAAGCCGAUAAGCGCAAAGUGCCAAGAAUAAUUCCAAAAAACAGGAACAAGACGAGUAAAAAAAAAACGCUAAUACUACUUACGGUGGGAAAAAAAAAACGCAAAGGAACGGGGAAGAAUCGAGAGAUCGAAUGUGUGUGGAAUUGAAAACGAGAGGGGGAACAAGCCAUUUCCCCAACGUGUGAUUUUUUGUUACAAGUUUAUCGAGGAGAAUCAAGUAUUUCCAAGUGUUUACAUUGUUAUUUAUUUAAAAAAGAAAAUACCGAAUGAUUGUUGAGUACGGGGUAUCAGUGAAUGCGGUGUUUAUUAAUUAUUAUUUAUUGAAGCAUCAACAAUUUAUCAAUUAAGACAAUUCAUCGAGUGAAAUUGAGUGAGAAAAGCCAUAAGCAGUCGAAAAAAUCGUAAUCGAUCGGAUUUUUCGCCACUCUCUCGUGUUUGUGGACUCGUAGCCUCGGGGCUCCUCUACACCAGUUUUUUUUCUUUUCUUUUUUUUUUUUUUUCUUCAAGCCCCAGUGUGUUUUAACGGUGUACAAGUGUGUGUGUUAUGUCAACGUAACCUGCGGCAGCACUGCCGCCUCUUUAGUAAUUAACCAAACAAAAUGGACACCAAGAUAACGAUUAAACGAAUGCCCGUGAGAUUGUUUUAAAUGGAAUACCCGGGAGAAUGGAUUGACGAUAAAUAACAAUAUUCACCCCAAAAAUCAAUGAUGGGUACGCCAGUGACAAUACAAAGAAUCGUGAAAUAUCCUCUUGAGCCUGAGAUGGAGGCGAAGAGUCGUGAAGCGUAAUAGAGACAUGGACUCGUACGAUCUAUUUGGAGAAGAUGUCAGUGGCUCGAUGCUCGAUGCGCUACCUGAUCUUGGGGGAAAUGAUCAUUUUGAUCCGUCAGGUGCUACAAAUACUGGUGUAGCUAGAGAUGGGGCUAAUGCAGGGCCCAACGGAGGUGGGAGUUACAUUAAUCCGCCCUACAGUAUUUCACAAGAAUCUCCAUUACAAAAAUUAACAUCAUUCGGUGGUGGUGAUCAAUUUGGCAGUGGUAAUCAAUUGCAAAGUCCAGGUGGACAAAGAGCCACCAUGUUUAAUCAAAAUUUGGGUAAUUUUGAUGGUAGUGCCCCACAGAGGGCUAUGGUACCAGGAUCAUUUGCUAAUCAAGUGAGAGGUAUGGGCCCACAGCACAGAGGCCCACAUCCCCCAAAUCCAAAUCAGUAUCCUGGUUACUCAGACAAUAUGUAUUCAAUGGAGCAACAGCAUCCAAUGGCACGUGGUAAUAUUAAUAUGGAUCCAACAAUGCAGGGUUGGCCAAGUGCUGGUGGUACUUAUUCACAGAUACAGAGGCAUUACAAUCAAAUGGCCCCACAGCCAACGGCCUACAGGCAACACAUGCCUCAGUAUUCACAUCAGCAGGAUCAAGCCAAUAUCAAUCAAAAAUUACAACAACAACAGCAGCAGCAGCAGCAGCAGCAGCAACAGCAACAACAACAACAACAACAGCAACAACAUUUCAAUGCCCAGCAAGGAAUGCUCAGUAGUAUGGGUGUACCACAUCAGGCUAUGCAGCCAGGUGCAUCAGCUGGUGUCUAUCAACAUAUGGUAGGACAACAGCAGCAUUAUCAGCAGAGUAAUCCUGCUCUAUACCAAGCAGCGAGUGGCUACACAGGGUUUACCAUUCACCAGCAACAGGCCCAACAGCAGGCCCAACAGCAGGCUCAGCAGGCUCAACAACAACCACAACGAAUGCCACAUCAUCAUCCGUCCCAUGCGACACAUCAAACUCAUCCGUCGCAUCCACAGUAUCCACAACAUCCUCAACAACAUCCUGUCAGCCAGCCCAGUAUGGACCCACAGUAUCCUCAUCACACUGCCCCAAUGUUUAAUCAGCCCCAGCAUCCACAUCCAGGUGGACAUCCAGGGCCUCAACAUCCUCCUCAGCAUCCACCCCAACAUCCACCUCAACUGCCCCCUCAACUUCCUCCUCAACUUCCCCCUCAGCAUCCAGGACAGCAGCAUCCAGGUCCCCAGCAUCCUGGUCCACAGCAUGCCGGCCAAGCUGGACAAUUUGGACCAACGAAACUCGCAACAAGUCCUCAAUACAGAGCAGCAUUUCCCCAAUUAUCACCCCAGAUGUCACCAAGACCACAAAUGUCACCAAGACCGCCAGCUGUACAACAGCAAAUGUCUCCACGUCCAAUAAUGUCCCCGGCAAAGCCAACGACAUUAUCACCCCAUCCACACGUACAAAUGCCACAUCAGCAAUCAGGCGCCCCAAAUGCUGUGUCAGUCUCUCCAUGCCCACCAUCAAUGCCAAUGCCAACGUCAACUCAACAAACAACUCUUCAGGCGUUGGAACAAAUGGUGAUACCAGGUGUACCAAAUUCAAAUGUACCAGGAGGUGAUUAUACUCAAUUUCAAUCGCGACCACCAAUGCCACAUCCAUCGAGUAUAAUGCCGCAAUCGAACGCACAAAAUUCAAUGCCACCAGUGACUGGUCCUCGUAUGCCAAUGCCCUCCCAGUGGCCACAUCCACAGCAAUCCCAACCACCGCCACCAUCACUCCCACAGCAGGCACCGCAACAACCACCAUCUCAGCAGCAACAGCCACCACAGCAAUCAGUACCACCAUCCCAGCCGCAGCCGCCGCCGCCGCCUCAGCAGCAGCAACCGCAGCAGCAGCAGCAGCAACAACAACAACCACAACACCAGCCACAGCAGCAACCACCACCACAACAACAACAACAGCAGCCGCCGCAGCAGCAGCAGCAACCGCCGCAGCAGCAGACACCACCUCAGUCCCAUCAGCCACCCCAGCCCCAGCCUCAAAUAAGGCCGACCAUGGGGAUAAAUGACAGGAGCAUGAUGGAACAACAGCCACCAACCUCAGAGUCAAUAUUCCCAGUGAAUGGCAAUGACAAUAUUCACAGUGUUGUGGAAACAACGACACAUGACGAUAAUCCACCAAGUAUAACUCAAUCUCAAUCUCCUGACACUGUUGAACCAGUUAAGCAGUCGAGUACAGAGCUCUUGAGCCAGGAUCCAGUGUUGAGCAAUUCACAGUUAAAUCUCCCAAUUGAGCAAACCCAAACAAUGAAACCGUCAAUUGAACCAGUACAAUCAUUACCAGCAUCGAGUACCAGUGGCAACGUUGAAUGCAGUACGCCCUCGCCCUUGAUGCAAUCACAAGUGGAGGUAGCACCAGCCGUCUCCACAGACAACGAAGUAUCAGACAUAAAAGUCAACGAACAAUCCCCUGAGAUUAACACAUCCCAGCACUCAAUGAGCUCGAGUAUGCAAUUCCAUGAUAAUCAGGGCCACAUGAGUCAACAGGUGGCACCAGUUAGUCAAUCUCAGAUAAAUCAAUCACAGACGUUGAGUCAGUCCCAGGACCAGUCGCAGAUUCAGGGACAACAGCCACCGGUGCAAAUGCCUCAAACGCCACCGAUGAGCCAACCUCAGGCCCAGAUACCGCAGCAGCCGCAGCAGAUUUCACAACCUCCAGUGAGUCAAUCACCCCAGCAGUCUGUACAGCAGGCUGUGCCACCAAUGGGACAGGCUCAGCCACAGCCGCAGAUGACUUCACAGUCACAACCCCAAACGCAAUCACCCCUCAUGCCAGCUCAGCCACAACAGCCUCAUCUGAACCAAGUCAACAUGAUUCCCACAAGCAAUUCGAUUAUGCCUCAGAUCCCACCGAUUUCUACUCAAAUAACUCAACCCAACUCCGUUGUUCCACCUCACAUACCAUCUCAACAGAUAUCUGGGGGGCCUCUUCCCCCUCACCAAACAGCUGUUUCAAUCCCAAAUAACCAGCCUCCACCACCUCACACGAUGCAACCGUGUGGUUUCGGAGAGUACACGAACAUGCAGAAGCCUAAUAUGUACCAGAGUGACAUGAUCGUUGGCUCUGGGCAGCAGUAUCAUCCUGGGGGUGAAAUUAUUCCUGGUGCCAUACCCAACAUGUAUGGCAUGUCGACAACACCUGGUGGUACUUUCAACAAUGCCCAUGCUCCAGUGACACAUCAUCAGGAGCGAGCAGCUCUGCAGCAGCAACUGCAAGAGCUCUUCUGCAUGCCUCCAGCUCAGGAGAAUCAGGAGAAAAUUGUUGCCCUCCAGGAGAAACUCCAGGCACUUCAACAACACGAGACAAACGACCAAUGCAGUGGUGGCCCUGGUUGUAUUCUGGCAACACCGAUGUUCCAGUCAACAGUUGUUGAUAGCCCCCAGGUGUCCAGUACAACUGGCAGGGGUAGGAGUAAAGGUGCACCACGAACGAAAAAAAAUCGCAAGAAGGCCGAUAAGGAGGCAGCAGCACCCAUCACCAGUCAACCUGUUCCAGCACCUGAGCAACCGGUCUCUGAGAAUCUAGUCACUCCUGGGGACAGCAGUAUCGCUGACAGUGUUGCUGAUUCAGAGGACAAUAAACCCUCGUCUGGGGAUCACGAGGAGGAGUGGAAUAAAACGAGAAAAUCCAGGGUGCCGAGGAAACCGAGAAAGCCCAAGGAGCCAAAGGAACCUAAAGAAAUAAAGAUCAAGAAGGAGAAGGUACCCAAGGAGUCCAAGUCUCCCAAGGGAAGAAAAAAGAAGGAUAAAGAGGGUCGUGAGAGCUCGAAACGCGGGAGAAAGAAGAUUAUAGUUUCGGAUUCAGCUGAUGAGGAGGUUGGGGAUGAACAUGAAGAUGUGUCCGAGUCAUCAGCUGUGCAGGACGCUGAUGUCAAGUCAAGUGAACCUCCCAUACAAGAUGAUCAGGAAUUGGUAGAUUCUUCGACGACUGAACCGAUACAAACGGAGGGUAAGGAAGAGGGUGAUGACAAGGGGGAUAAUGAGGAGGCAGUCGAGGAGGACGAGAAGAAGGAAGAAGUGAGGGAAGCUGCUGCCGUGGAAACUGCGACCCCGGCUAAGAAAAAAUCAUCGAGAAAACGUUCAGUGGGGGGUAAGGGGACGUCAACGAGAACACCGAGGGCUUCGAAGAAACGGAAGAGCAGGAUAGCUCCUGAUUCUGAUGGAGAGGAACUUGCUACCACUCCACCACCAUCACCGGAGGCUGACGAUACAAAUAAACGGAGAUCGUCGCGUAAUACUCACAGGAAAAAGUACGUGGAUGACGUGAUGCUAAGAUUCUCUGAUGAAGAGAUGCCAGCACCCGAUGCUAAGAAGUCUGAUGGCUCCACUGCUAAACCAACGUCCACCAAACGUGAAAAUGAGGGAGGUGACGUGGGGCCAAAUAAACCAAACUUCGUGUACAUAAAUACUACUGAUGAAGACUCGAUGGUUGUGCAGCACAUUCUCUGCAUGAGAAUGGGUAAACGUGAGAUAAAACCAACGCCAGUGGCUGAAGUUAAGCCUGAGGAGGGUGACAAGGAGAAGACUGAGGAGGACAAAAAGGAGGAACAAACUGAAAAUGCUGAGGCUGAAAAGAAAUCUGAGGAACCAGACAAGGAGGAGCAUGCAGAUGAAAAACCAGAGGAGGAGAAGGAAGCGAAAGCAGAGACCGACCAAAUCGAGAAUAAGAAAGACGAGGAAGAGAAUAAGCCUCAAGAGACUGGCGAGCUUGAAGUGAAGGAUGAGAAGCCUAAAGAAGAGGAGAAAACGGAGGAGACAGAGCCUCAGGAGCCCGAGAGCACAGCCACUGAGCCCUCUGAAGCCACAGAGGUAAAACCUCAAAUUGUAGAGGUCGAGGAGUACCUAGUGAAAUACAGAAACUUUUCAUAUCUUCACUGCGAGUGGCGAACCGAGGAGGAGCUCUACAAAGGGGACAAACGAAUUCAGGCGAAGCUCAAGAGAUUUAAGCAGAAGCUCCAGCAGAGCACAAACAUCUUCGAGAACACUGAGGACGAUCCAUUCAAUCCUGAUUUUGUUGAAGUCGACAGAGUCCUGGAUGAAGCCACUCACACUGAUCCCACAACUGGAGAAACCGUCAGGCAUUAUCUAGUGAAAUGGCGGUCAUUGCAGUACGAGGACUCCACUUGGGAACUCGAGGAGGACGUCGAUUCCGAGAAGAUUGCUCAGUUUAGGAAAUUCAAUAAGGUACCAUCCAAGGACCAAUGGAAGCCGAAGAAGAAACCCACUGCCUCUCAGUGGCAGAAGCUCGAUGAGUCACCGGUUUAUAAAUCUGGUAAUAGUUUGAGACCUUAUCAACUCGAGGGACUCAACUGGCUGCUCUUCUCCUGGUACAAUGGCCACAACUGCAUUCUUGCGGAUGAGAUGGGUCUUGGGAAGACUAUCCAGUCAUUGACCUUCGUUGAUGCUGUCUACAAGUAUGGAAUUCGUGGGCCUUUCUUGAUUAUUGCCCCCCUGUCAACUAUUCCUAAUUGGCAGAGGGAGUUCGAGGGGUGGACCGAGAUGAACGUUGUGGUUUACCAUGGCUCGGCAGCGAGCAGAACGAUGCUGCAAGAGUACGAAGUCUACUACAAGAAUGACAAAGGCAAUCAGAUCAAGGACCUGAUCAAGUUCAAUGUUCUCAUAACGACAUUUGAGAUUAUCAUCACUGACUUUAACGAGCUGAAGGGCUACAAUUGGCGUCUAUGUGUAAUCGAUGAAGCUCACAGGUUGAAAAAUAGAAAUUGCAAGUUGUUGGAGGGGCUCAGACAGCUCAAUCUAGAGCAUCGUGUGCUUCUCUCUGGCACUCCCCUCCAGAAUAACGUCAACGAAUUGUUUUCACUUCUCAAUUUCCUCGAGCCCAAUCAAUUCGCGAGUAAUGAGGCUUUCCUCAAGGAAUUUGGCAACCUAAGUAGCGAGGGAGAGGUUAAUAAGCUUCAAUUACUCCUCAAGCCCAUGAUGCUCAGGAGAUUAAAGGAAGACGUGGAGAAGUCACUCGCUCCCAAGGAAGAGACUGUCGUCGAGGUUGAGCUGACGAAUAUCCAGAAGAAGUAUUAUCGAGGAAUUCUCGAGAGGAACUUCUCGUUCCUCGCUAAGGGCACCACCUCUGCCAAUAUUCCCAAUCUGAUGAACACGAUGAUGGAGCUGAGGAAGUGCUGCAUCCAUCCGUUCCUCCUGAAUGGUGCUGAGGAUCAGAUCCAGCUGGAUUAUAAAACUGGAGAAAAAGAGGACUCUGACGCUUACUACCACGCCUUGGUGAAUAGCUCUGGAAAAAUGGUACUUGUUGACAAGUUGCUACCGAAACUGAAAGCUGGUGGACACCGAGUGUUGGUAUUCAGUCAGAUGGUUAAGUGUCUCGAUCUUCUCGAGGACUAUUUGGUAUACAAGAAGUAUCCUUAUGAGAGGAUCGAUGGACGAAUUAGAGGUAAUCUGAGACAGGCUGCUAUCGAUCGUUACAGCAAACCUGAUUCAGACAGAUUUGUGUUCUUACUCUGCACCAAAGCCGGGGGCCUUGGAAUCAAUUUAACAGCUGCUGAUACUGUUAUCAUUUAUGAUAGUGACUGGAAUCCACAGAAUGACCUGCAGGCACAGGCCAGGUGCCACAGAAUUGGACAGCAGAAGAUGGUCAAGGUUUAUCGUCUGCUGUGUCGUAAUACUUAUGAAAGAGAAAUGUUUGAUAAGGCCUCUAUGAAGCUUGGACUUGAUAAAGCCAUUCUACAGUCUAUGAAUACUGCCCAGGGAUCUGGGGGUAAGGAUCCCGGCAAUAAACAGCUGACGAAGAAAGAGAUUGAGGAUUUACUCAAAAAGGGAGCCUAUGGGGCUAUAAUGGAUGAUGAUACGGCUGGGGAUAAGUUCUGUGAGGAGGACAUCGAUCAGAUUCUCGAGAGGCGGACCCAGGUCAUUACUAUUGAGGCGGAGAAGGGAUCCACUUUCUCGAAGGCUAGCUUUGCCUGUGCCUCCAAUCGAUCGGAUAUCAAUAUCGAUGAUCCCGAUUUUUGGAACAAGUGGGCGAAGAAGGCAGAAAUUGAUACAACUGAGAAAAAGGAGGAGGAGGAUUUAGUUAUUUCUGAACCCAGGAGGAGGACUCAGAUCAAACGAUAUGGGCAUGAUGAGUCGGUCGUUGAUAUGUCGGAGCUCGAUAGUUCCGAUGACAGUGAUGAUGACGGUGGAUUGACAGGUAGAGGGAAGAAAAGACGAGACAAAUUCGGAAAGAAGAAGAAAUACUGUGACGAGUAUGUGCCAAGGGAGGGGGAGGUUGUGUAUGGAAGUUGGGCGAGGAGUGAAUGCUUCAAAGUUGAGCGAGGAUUACUGACCUUUGGCUGGGGUCGUUGGGAGGAGAUACUCCAGCACAGCCAGCUUCGACGUGGAUGGCGUGAAAUUGAUAUCGAGGAUUGUGCUCGUGUCAUUCUGCUGUACUGUCUGCGUUAUUACCGGGGUGACGAAAAAAUUCGUAGCUUUAUAUGGGAUUUGAUAACACCUCUGGAGAAUGGAGAGAAGAUCAAAACCAUUACGAUUAAUCAAGCCAAUAGAAAUAGCAGGAAUAAAAAGAAGAAUAGCAGAGUCAGGGAGGGGGCCAGGGAGACCAGGGGAUCCGCUAUUAAUGGAGGCCCCAGUGAUCCCAAUCAUUGGAGUCAUGCAGAAAAGUAUGAUGGGGACAUUUUCCUCGAAAGCACCUACAGAAAACACCUCAGCAGACAUGCAACCAAGGUACUUUUACGAGUCCGCAUGCUGUACUACAUCAAGCACGAGAUAAUUGGAGACCUGGUGCAACACAUCUCCGACGGUGUACACGUCAGUGCGUUGCGGAUAGAUCCUCCUCAGUUACCGGAACGACCAACGAAAUGGUGGGACGCUAUGGCUGACAAGUCACUAAUUGUUGGCUGCUACAAACAUGGAUACGAGAAUUACGAGCAGAUGAGGGCCGAUCCCACGCUUUCUUUCAUUUCAAGCUGCCCUCUCCCUUCCCAGACACAGACCAACCAAACAGAACAACCAAAGGAGGACAGUAUCGAGCAAGACAUCGAAGAUGGCGAGGCUUCGACCGCCCAGAAGGAUGGCAAGGAUAGCGAAAAAUUCGGCAGAGAAACUCCAGCUAAUUCACCAGCCAUAUCCAGCAAAGCAGAUACACCAGUGCCAGAGGCCGGCGGCAGUCAUGAUGGGGCGGAGGUACUCCUCGACGACGACAAAACGUGGCCAUCAGUUGUCGACCUCAACACCCGGUUACGAAGAGUCAUCUCUUCUUAUCAAAGGAGUGUUGGUAAGAAGGAGGACAUCAACAAGGGCCUGAAGGGGGCUAAGCCACCGAUGGAAAUGGAAAUGACUAACCAGGCUGGAACGAACACUGGAGAACCUCCACUCAAUAUGCAGGGAUGGGAUCUUCAACAGCUUGCUAUGUAUCUUUUGAAAAUGGAGAGGCGAGAAAAAAUGGAGCAAAUGGUGAAAGAGCGCGAGCGCACACGCAUUGAGGAGCAAAAAGCCAAAUGGAGCCGCAGGGAAGAGAGCGAAUUUCUCCGAGUGGUUUCCACCUACGGUGUUAAUUAUGACCGUAAAAAAGCUCAGUAUGACUGGACAAAAUUCAAGAGCCUAGCGAGAUUCGACAAGAAGUCUGAUGCCGAUCUGACAGACUACUACAUGUCCUUCCGUGCAAUGUGCAAGAAGGCAUGUAACUCCAAAGGUGCCGAGGAGGAAGGUGUGUUCCACAUUCCUAUCGAUCAGCUGAGCCCGGGAAGAGCGAGGCAAAUUCUCGAUCGCGUAGAUCUCUUAAGUAAAAUUCGUGAAGAGAUUCUCUCUCACCCACAUCUGGAAGAGAGAUUAUCCCUAUGCCAGCCCUCAGGAGACACUCCAGACUGGUGGGUGCCAGGGAGACAUGAUAAGGAGUUGCUCCUAGGUGCAGCCAAACACGGCUUGGGUCGUACAGACAUAACAAUUCUCAAUGACCCCGACUUUUCGUUCCAUAAAAUUCUCGGCAAGAGUAUUUUCGGUGGAAUUCCACCAGCGAAAGCAGCAGUACCUUUCGAUAAAUCUGACAAGGCGAUUAAAAUCGAAAACAGGGAUGACAUCCUCAAAUUCGAUAAGGACGAGAUCUUGGUUAAACUUGAGAAGGGCGAGGGAACCCUGAAAAUCGAAAAAGUAGGUUUCAAAAGAGACAGUUCACUUCCUCCUCCUGACAAGAAGCUAGACGUGCCAGAGAAAGGUCGAGUUGAGUUGACAAUUGUCAAGACCGAGGGUAAAUCUGAUGAGAAGACGCCUAAGAGCUGGUUAACCAUCACAGCUCUCUCGUCAAAAUCUCCUGAACUCGAUAAAACCUCAGAAGUCUCUGCAGACGCCGAUAAACCGUCUGAAGAGACUCCUGAAGGCGAGAAAACUCAAGAAAAACCAGUAGUUGAGACUGAAGCAGAUGAGAAGGAACCUGAAUCCAAAAUAACUGAAGUCGAGGCGGAAACACCGGCAGAAAAUACAGAAAAACUUGAAGAAAAAAUUGCAGCGACAGAAAAGGAACAGUUAGAAACCCCUGAAAAGGACAAGGAUGAGGAAAUUGAAGAGAAAUCAAAAGAUAAAGAUGCAGAAUUGCAUCAUGAAGAAGAAAAAGCUCCAAAAACUGACGAAGAAUCUUCAAAAGAGACUUCUCAACCCUCAGAGGAGUUAAAACCCCCUGAAGAAACUUCUCCAGAUAUCAACCCCUGUAAAGAAGAUGAUAAAAUUCCUAAAGAGGUUGAAAAAUCUGAAGUUUCUCCAGAGGGGAUGGAAGUUGAGUCCUCAGAGGUAACAGUUGAGCCGUCCAAAUCACAAGAAGCUGCAGAAAAAUCGCCAGAGGCCGCUAAAUCCUCAGAAGACUCCACAAUGGAUGUCCAGGAGUCCGACGAUGCCUCAAAGGCUCCAGAAAAACCAAAAGACACUCAGUCAGAAGCAACCGACUCGGCUCUACUCGACACCAAACCAGUAUCGUUAGUAGAGGAGAAAUCAACAGAGGUUGAUGAAAAAACGCUAGAACCGUCCUCGGAGAAACCAGAAAAGACCCCGGAGGUGGCCGCAGCCCCUGAAGACAAGCCCGAAAAAUCUCCUUCAGUGAAGGAACAAGUCCAAGAGAUUCCUGAAGAAAAAACCGAGAAGGAAGCCUCGAAAACCUCAAAAAUCGAGGAUAAGGGGAGUAUUCAGGCGGCAGAACUCAAGGCCAUGUUCCCAGACCUGGAGGUGAUCCAACCACUGUCCAGAUUAACCCAGAUUGAUACAUUCGUCCUUCGAGACAAGUCUGACUAUCCCGAGCCUCCGAUUCCUCCUCUGCUCCCCCACAACUUCCCUUCGUCAGUGAAAUGGCCGAAGGAACAUGCAGUUGAGGCCAGAUUGAUGCACAUUGUCCAUGCGAUUGAGCACAAGGAGUGGCCAGUGGCUAUGAAUUUCACAGCUGGUGACGAAGUCGAGAUUCUUUCCGCUGAUAAGGACAAUUCCGAGGUAAUUACAAUCACCACUGAUCACGGAGUAUCGAGGGCACUAGCAGCAACCACCAACAAUCUCUCGUCUAAAAAACGAAAGAGACACAUUGCGAUUGACGUUGAGACUGAGAGAGCAAAGCUCCAUGCAUUAUUGAACAGCAGUCAUAUGACAUCACAGCCUCCUCAGGCUCUUAGUAAGCCCUCGGUGCUUUCAGGCUCGUGGGAUUUAACUGAAGAGUCUCAGUCCGAGGACUCGAGGAGAUCAACUCCCCAGCCUCCACCAGCUCAUCAGCAAACGAGAAAUUCAGCAUUCGAUCUGAAGUACACAGUCCCUGGGAAGACAACGAUUAUCCCAGGUACGUCGAGCACACUCACCCCCAUCGAUCUCUCUGCUGGAUACAUGAAGACAUCGUCCAACGAGGUCAGUAAAGACAUUAUGAACGAAGUUCAGGACUUCUCGAUGCCCAGCAAGAACAAGCAGCCCAGCAGCAACAAGGGAAAAUUAGACAGUAUGUUGGAUAAAUUAAUGAAAAGAAAGAAUGUACCAGUGGAUGAACCAGUAAUUGGUAAAGAGAAGAAACGAAGAAAGCUCGAUGAGAUCGUACUGGGUCUGAGUGCAGCAAAAGAACAGCAAGGCACUCACUUCCCCGAGCACAACAAGAAGAGUACAAUCACCCCUAAUGUGACAGUGACCCCCACAUCAGCUCCAAUUGGGCUUCCAACCCCUCCAGCGCCUGCCCAGAAACCGUUCUCUAUAACCGUAACAUCUAUUCCAUCAUCCAGAGCUUCAAGCUCCAGCCAUCAGCCACCACCAUCUCUCCAUUCUCACAAGGAUAGUUUCUCAGCCCUGCUGGCACAAGCAGAGCAGCAAAAUCGUGACCUCAAGAAACAGCAACAGCUGCACGCCGCCCACUCGAGUCAAUCAAAUCAACAGCUUCAACAGCAGUUGCAGCAACAACAGGCUUUCAACUCUGGCCACAUGUCCUCUAGCAGUCAUCGCAAGAGCUACGAGGCGAUGAUAGCUGAUAUAAAUAAAGUAGCUGAAUACUCAUCGAAAAUAGGUUCAUACUCUCACGAGGCUAAAGUUAACAAGUGGCUGGCAGAGCAAACAGCAAUGUCCGAUCAAUUAUCAGCUGAAUAUCUCAAUGCACCGAGAAGACGUCGUCCACGUGUCGAUCCAUCACUGCUUGACUGGAAGAAGCUUACUGGUGAAGAGAACGUUGCUGUGAUUAACAGAAUAACUGGUAAGAAAGUAACUGGCAGUAAAGCACCACAAUUGAAACGUCUUGGCCAGUGGUUAAUGGAGAAUCCCAUGUUCGAUGUAGAUCCUAAGUGGGCUGAAUUGGUGAAGGAACGUGGAAACUUGCCUCACGAUUUGCAGAAGAGAUUGCCAGGACAAGAGAGAAGCAGUAAUAAAGGUAAAACACCAGGUAGACCACCAAUGAUGCCAAGCCCAACGAGUCAACAGCAAACCAGUCAGAAUUUAGCUGCAACAUCAAUGGCAUCACAGCUCAAUUUCCCAGGUCUGGGUAAUCUUAAUAAUUCAUUAUUAUCAGGCUUAUCGUUGGGUAAUUUUGAUCCAAAGAACAAUCCCCUGUUGAUGCCAUUUGGUGGACUACCUAAUUUGGGAGCACUUGGGGGUCUCGGUAAUCUCGGUAAUCUCAGUAAUAUGAGUUUAACAAAUUCACUUUUCGCCAAUCUUGCUGGUCUCGGUCUGCCAUCAUUGGCAGGCAUGGAGGCACUCAGUGCAUCAGCAGCUGCUACUAGUUCUGCCGAGACUAAUGUUGUUAAUUCAUCAAGCAAGACGACAACAACGAGCACGAGUAGUUCUAGUAAAUCCAGGUCCAAACAGAUGGAUCCACCAACCUCAAAAUCAUCAGCACCAUCGACCUCGUCGAGUUCUUUACCCACAACCACACCAUUCCCAUUUUUCUUCCCUAAUCCAAGUCUGCUUUAUACGCCACUUGGUCUAGGGGGAUUGAAUCCAUUCUCGAUGCAACCUGGUGGUGUCUCAUCGGCCUACGAGAGUUUGGCUCAGUGUGGCCUAUUGAAUCCACCGACUUCCACGGCCUCGAGCUCAAGGAAGUCGACCUCCUCCACAAGUAGCAGCUCGAGACGAGAGUCCACUGCUGAUAUGUUGAAGCGUAAAGAAUCUGAGAAGAAAUCGGCAAGUGCUGCAUCUAGGUAUCAGAUGGAGUCGUCAUUGGCGUUACAGGCUUAUACAGACGCCAUUCACGCUGAGGAGAGAAGAAGGAGUGAGGUGGAAAAGAAGGAGGCCCUUGAAAUCAGUGAAAUUGCUGACCUAUCAGCCAGGAUGGAGCGAAAGAGUAAGGAGCAGGAGAUGAAGGAGGCCCUCGAGCAAUUGAGCAGAACGAGUGCUGAGUUGUUUACGAGAACCAUCGAGGAAACACAGAGGCCCCAGAAACGAAGCAGAACAUCAGAGCCUGUUCAGGAAACCCCAUUGCCAGCUUCACUCGAGGUGACACUUGAACCUGUGGUGAAGAAGAGUCGUGUGGAGGCUGAACACAAAACACCCUCCAUCUCAUCCUUCAGUGAUAUCGCCGAAGAGUCCCCAACGAAAACCACAAAGUCUCACACCCCAUCGUCGACUCCAGCAUCCACUCCCCAGCCCACACCUGCCUCAACCCCAACCCCAACCCCAACUCCAACAACAACACCAGCACCCAGACUAGCGACACCCCAACCACAGGAGGAGGUCACCUCCAACACAUCCCUCAACACCUCCUUAAACACCUCGUCAAAUAGUAAUAAAGAGUCUGUUGACUCACACUCUGAGGAUCCCAAGGAAUCUCCAUCAUCAAACUCGAAAUCAGAGAGCACAAAGUCGAGUUUUGAGCAUGAGGAGGAGACCAAGGGAAAAUCCACUGGAAAAAAGUCGAGGGGAGCUAAACGAGUGACUGUUGAGCCCCCUGUAGAGAGGAAGAACCUCAGAUCAAGUGCUGGACGACAGGCCAGAGCUGCUGCUGAGCGGCAAGCCAGGAUGGAGGGAGAACUGGCUCAGCAGGCAGCUGAAGAGGCACAAAAUAAUGAGUGAGGAAGGUCUACACGACGCAAAAGAAAUGGGUGAUAACAAACUUCCCAUUAGAAGUAAGUCAUCCAGUCUUUUGGCGUCAUCUUAUAUCAAUCGAGGCUUAAUGAAAUUGAAAAAUAAGUGAAAGCGCAGGAACUUUCAGUGACAUAGACUACGUGUUCAUGUAGUGAGUUUUUAAACAAAUUGCAAGUUAAUGAGAGUACGCUGAACACAUGUAGUUUUGGUGUGGCGAAACAGACAAUUAUGUGGUGACAGCGAGAGAUUCAUGGAAACAGAUACAACGCAAUAGUAUUUUGUGGUAUAAUACAUUGUGUGGUAAUCCCUAACAAUUAGUGAUUGAAGUAAUUAGGGUUAAAAUGAGGAUAUAAUUUUUGUUAAAUUUAUUAUUCUACAAUCAUUCUUUUUUUUCCUUCUUAUCGACUUUUUAUUUUUGAUCUUAUUGGUUUAUUGAACCAGGGACUGUUUUAUAUACUGCUAUAAACAUGAUUAUAUAUUAUUAUUAUUAUGCAUAAUAAUAUAACCCGUACGAUGAAAUAUUGAUUAAAAGAUAGUAAUAACUUAAUUAUGAUGAGAGUAAUUCAAUGAUUAAGACAAUGAAACGAAAACAGAUAACUUGUACAUAUUUGCAGUUAAUAAUAAAGGAAAACAACAAUCUGCCUAGUUAUUGUAAACGGUUGAAGAAAUUGGA